ACUACGUCUUUGGGCAGCUCUGGCCCUGGCACCUUUCCAUAGCUCCAAUCUAUGCCAAACAUUCUGUUUUCUUAGUUCUUCCCAUCAAUCUAACAGCAAUUCUGGUUUAACCAUGAUAAGCGUCCUCGCUCAGGAGCGAUUGCUCGGUGCAGUGCUUGGGAGCGUAGUUACUGGACUAAUUGUUUUUGAGCAACGAAAACGCAUCUAUGAAUCCAUUGCCGAUGAUCAAUCUCAAGUUGGUUCCAAAUCCCAGACAAGAGAGCCCAUAUUUGCAAAGAAAACACGCUCAGAGUUUGCACAAUUAUGGAACAAGACUGUAGACCAGACUUUUGGACCUGUGAUUGCAACUCUUAGUUCUCGAAAAUGGUAGUGGUAUUGGAGUAAAUUCACUGCCAUUGUAUGGAUCAAUAUAUUAUUUUGUGACAAUUAUACAAGUAGUGGCUUGCCUGGAUCUGUAUUUUCCUACAUUUUUUGAAUAUAUGAGGGACAUGCAUCUGUGACCCUGAGAGUGGAUCAUGUUUAAGGACUUGUAUAAUAAAUGUCUUGUGGUUAUUGUUGUUC
This is a messenger RNA of Pistacia vera, 561 nucleotides long. RefSeq lists its product as uncharacterized. The transcript has 3 exons. The record is from RefSeq and is a predicted model, not a curated record. Bases 113 to 370 code for a protein of 85 amino acids. NCBI's taxonomy places the organism in Eukaryota, Viridiplantae, Streptophyta, Magnoliopsida, Sapindales, Anacardiaceae.